AAAAAAAGAAAAAGGGAAGAAAAAACAAAACUGUAGCCAAGCAAUACCUAAAACCAAGAAAACUAAGAUCCAACUUAUUCAAUAGUGCAGUAGAUUUUCCCUAUAAAUUCGUACACGGUCAGAUUCACAGUUCAGCAUGCUCGCAACGUAAUCGGCUAAUGCUAAUUUUUCAGUAAAUGAAAACAGAGGUGCGUGAGGGAUAGUUAUCCGGUCGAGAACAAAGACCAACACUUGRUUCCGCAGUUUUGAUCCGAUCAGGUUCGCUUAAUUGUAAAUCGUCAUAAUUCCACACAUAAAACGAUAAAACUAUUUAAUGAAAAAGACAAACUUCUUUGUGCGAUUUUACAUCUCUGUUGCAGCAACAACGAAUUUGUUUGUGUUCAGUCGGUAUUUAUUCCGUUCGUGGAUCCGUUGCGACGUAAAACGCUCACUUCUUUACGGCAGUUAAAAAGGUCGUUUAAUAGUCCACCAACUUUACAAGAAAAUAAUAAUAAUAUGCUGUCGUCUAUUAUUGCGAAGCAGCUGGUAACAAGGAUGUGCCAGGCAGCAUGGAGACCAGCAAUCACAGGGAUGGGAUCCUCUCGUGGAUACCGUGGAGACACUCCUGAUGACAGCAGGUUUGACAUGAUCGAGAUCCCGUUGCCCCCCUGGGAGGAAAAAACAGAUGAGCCUAUUGACAUCAAAAGACGUCGGCUUCUUUAUGAGAGUCGCAAGAGGGGCAUGUUGGAGAACUGCAUACUGCUCAGCCUUUUUGCAAAGCGAUACCUGAAUACCAUGACUUACAGCCAGUUGCAGCAGUACGACAGACUUAUUAAUGAACCUAGCAAUGACUGGGACAUCUACUACUGGGCCACAGAAGCUCAGCCCACCCCUGACGUUUACCAAGGAGAGAUCAUGGAUUUGCUGAAAGAGUUCACAAAAAACAAGAACCAUGAACAGAGGUUAGAUGCGCCCAGCUUGGAGUACUUGGAAGAAGAAAGCAAAUGAGAUCUUUUUACCCACCGGACAUUGUCAAAGACUCACUGAAAGAGAGGUUAUUGUGUAAAUACAAAUCUGCAGAGCAAUUUUUAAAAAGUUGUAACGGUUGAUUCAUGCAAACUGUGCAACAUGUUGCAUUGUGUAAACUGUAGGGAAUGCAUUAAAAAUCUCUAUCAAUUUUCAUCACAUAAUCCAGGAAUUGUAGUGUACAAUGUUAACGUUGUAGUUGGCCUUUAUAAGAAGAGGAAAAUUCAUGAAUAAUGAGCUUAAACUGUUAUUUUUUUCAACAAUAGAGUUUUGUUUAAUUGUGUCUGAUUUAUCACUGUGUAUAAGAUGCUUAUUGAUAAAUAUAAAUUCUUUUUGCAAAGCAAUACCUGAAUACCAUGAUUUAUAACCUGUUGCAGCAGUAUGACAUCAUGAGGCUUAUUGAUAAACAUGUAUAUACAGA
Molecule: messenger RNA, 1426 nt
Organism: Austrofundulus limnaeus
Lineage: Eukaryota; Metazoa; Chordata; Actinopteri; Cyprinodontiformes; Rivulidae
Gene: sdhaf2
Product: succinate dehydrogenase complex assembly factor 2
Biological process (GO): mitochondrial respiratory chain complex II assembly; tricarboxylic acid cycle; protein-FAD linkage
Cellular component (GO): mitochondrion
Source: RefSeq, a predicted model, not a curated record